CGUAAACCUCAAUUGCCUUACACACACAUCUCACCAUGGUUGGAGCCAUGUUCCUCCCCGCCAUGUGGGCCGCCGUGAUCGCCGCCGCAACGCUGCUCGCCUGCGUCGGCGCAGAAGGCGAAAUCGGCGUGAACUGGGGAACAAUUGCAUCGCACCCAUUGGAGGCAAGCGUGGUGGUCAAAAUGCUGAAGGAUAACGGAAUAAAGAAAGUGAAGCUCUUCGAUUUGGACUCGGUGGCUCAUCUAUCAGCCUUGUCUGGCACCGGCAUCGAGACCAUCGUCGGCGUCCCUAAUUAUCGCCUUCAGAAAUUUGCAACUAACUACGACUACGUCAAAGAUUGGGUUAAACAAAAUAUUUCUGCUUACUUGCAUGAAGGGGGUGUUGAUAUCAAAUACAUCGCCGUCGGAAACGAGCCAUUCUUGGCGGCUUACAAAGGAGAUUACGUCAACAUCACAUUCCCGGCCAUGCAAAACGUGCAGAAAGCCUUGGAUGCGGCUGGCCAUGGCGACAAAGUCAAAGUCACUACACCGCUAAACGGCGACGUUUACCAAUCCUUCUCCAACCUACCUUCCGACGGCAAGUUCCGCGCCGACAUUUACGAUUCCAUGAAGCAAAUAGUUAAAUUUCUCGACGAACACAAAUCGCCUUUCAUGGUCAACAUCUACCCUUUCAUCAAUCUCUAUCAAAAUCCCGGCUUUCCGUUCAAUUACGCCUUCCUUGACAACGACGGCAAGGUCAAAGACAGCGUCGUCGACGACAAGGGCACCAUUUACUACAACGUCUUGGACGCACAUUACGACACGCUGACGUGGUCGCUGAAGGACAUGGGCGUAAACGACAUGAAAAUCAUCAUCGGAGAAGUCGGGUGGCCAACGGACGGGAAUAUAUACGCGAACGUGACGUUGGCGAAGAGAUUCUACAACGGGCUGUUCAAGAGAGUGGCGUCCAACAAAGGGACACCAAUGAGACCGAAUGAGAAAUACGAAAUUUACCUAUUUAGUUUUCUGGACGAGGACGUCAAAAGUGUUGACCCGGGGAAUUUUGAGCGGCAUUGGGGGAUUUUCCGAUAUGACGGGACCCCCAAGUUCGCGAUGGACUUUUCCGGAGAGGGUGUGGAGAAGAUGCCGGUGGCGGCGAAGGGGGUGGAGUAUAUGGAGCGUAAGUGGUGCGUUGUUGCAGAUAAUGUGACUGAUUUGGGUGGAGAUAUACAAAAAGAUGUGUCGUGGGCGUGCGAGCAUUCGGAUUGCACGAGCUUGGGGUAUGGGUGUUCAUGCAACAAAUUGGAUGCGCGAGGGAACGUUUCGUAUGUUUUUAAUAUGUAUUAUCAAAUGCAGAGCCAGAACCCGGAGGCGUGUGGUUUCGGAGGUGCAGCGGAGAUUGUGACGACGAAUACAACGGUUGGGGACUGCUUGUUUCCGAUAAUGAUUAAGAGCGAGGGCGACGCCAGUGCGGGCCCAAGCGGGAGCCCCGGCGCGAGCCCGAGCGACACGAGCAAGAGUGCUAGCGAGAGGUUGAGGAUCGCUGUAGCGGCAGCGCUGGUUGGGCUCGUGCUGUCGAGCCUACUUGCAUUCUAGUGUCAACAAUCUUGUUUAUUUAUUUAUACACAUUAUCGUCGUAUUUAUGGAUAAUUUUCUGACUAAUACGCUAAAUUACUAAUCAAAAUGUAGAGGUUGACCUAUUGGAAAAUUGAAAGAAAAAAAAAAGAUGAAA
Messenger RNA from Momordica charantia (bitter melon), 1710 nucleotides. Lineage: Eukaryota; Viridiplantae; Streptophyta; Magnoliopsida; Cucurbitales; Cucurbitaceae. The record is from RefSeq and is a predicted model, not a curated record.